CAGCAGCAGCAGCAACAGCAGCAUGGCUCGCUCGAGCCGGAGCAGGGAUACGACCCGCCCAGGCGUCAGUCGUGCUGCAACCAGCCAGUCCGACGCCCCCUCUCGACAUCUGUCUUACUAUGCUGCUUCGAAUCUCUCCGACGCAUGCUACUCGUUUCCUUCCUUAUCAUCCUCGUCACCUCUUCCUCUUCCUCAUCGUCUGUCAUUCGCUCCCCUGCACUCCUACCCGCGCUCAGCGGCGGCGGCAAUGGCAGCAUAAAGGGCGGCGGCGGCAAGAGCAACAUGGCCAUGACACUAGCCCUCGUCGCCGCCAACAUUGCAGGCGCGGCCGCGUCUCUGGCCAAACAGCAAGAGCCUGCCGCGUUCUAA
Messenger RNA from Acaromyces ingoldii, 369 nucleotides. RefSeq lists its product as hypothetical. The annotation marks the transcript as partial. The record is from RefSeq and is a predicted model, not a curated record. The transcript has 2 exons. NCBI's taxonomy places the organism in Eukaryota, Fungi, Basidiomycota, Exobasidiomycetes, Exobasidiales, Cryptobasidiaceae.